CCGCCGGGGACUUUUAAAAGUGGCGCCGGAGCCGGAGCCGGAGCCGAACCGGGCCGGGAGCAAGACCCGGAGCGGAGCGCGCCCAGCGCGGACCGGAGCCGCAGCCGGAGCCGCCCCGGGAGCCGGACCGGGACCAGGGCCGCCCCGAACCGGACCCAACCGGACCGAACCGGACCGAACCGGACCGAACCGGACCGAGGGCCAUGUCCACCCCCCACUUCAACCGCGGGCCGGCCUACGGGCUCUCGGCCGAGGUGAAGAACAAGCUGGCGCAGAAGUACGACCCGCAGCGGGAGCGGGAGCUGCGCGCCUGGAUCGAGGGAGCCACCGGCCGCCGCAUCGGCGACGCCUUCAUGGAGGGGCUCAAGGACGGCGUCAUCCUCUGCGAGCUCAUCAACAAGCUGGCGCCCGGCUCCGUGCGGAAGGUCAACGAACCCAUCCAGAACUGGCACAAGCUGGAGAACAUCGGGAACUUCAUCAAGGCCAUCACGCGCUACGGGGUGAAGCCCCACGACAUCUUCGAGGCCAACGACCUCUUUGAGAACACGAACCACACGCAGGUGCAGUCCACCCUCAUCGCCCUCGCCAGCCAGGCGAAGACGAAGGGCAACAACGUGGGGCUGGGGGUGAAGUACGCGGAGAAGCAGCAGCGGCGCUUCCGCCCCGAGAAGCUGCGCGAGGGCAGGAACAUCAUCGGCCUCCAGAUGGGCACCAACAAGUUUGCGAGCCAGCAGGGCAUGACGGCCUACGGCACCCGGCGGCACCUCUACGACCCCAAGCUGGGCACCGACCAGCCCCUCGACCAGGCCACCAUCAGCCUCCAGAUGGGCACCAACAAGGGCGCCAGCCAGGCGGGGAUGACGGCGCCGGGCACCAAGCGGCAGAUCUUCGAGCCGGCGCUGGGCAUGGAGCGCUGCGACCCGCUGACCAUCCCGCUGCAGAUGGGCAGCAACAAGGGGGCCUCGCAGCAGGGCAUGACGGUGUACGGGCUGCCGCGGCAGGUCUACGACCCCAAGUACUGCGACGCCGCCUUCGCCGAGCCCCCCGACGGGCCCCCCCCCGCCCUCAACUGCUACGAGCCCCUGUAGGGCCCCCCCCCACCC
Messenger RNA from Dromaius novaehollandiae (emu), 1103 nucleotides. It is a transcript of the gene CNN1, whose product is annotated as calponin 1. Gene Ontology annotation, cellular component: focal adhesion; actin cytoskeleton. Lineage: Eukaryota; Metazoa; Chordata; Aves; Casuariiformes; Dromaiidae. Gene Ontology annotation, molecular function: actin filament binding. Bases 204 to 1088 code for a protein of 294 amino acids. The record is from RefSeq and is a predicted model, not a curated record. Gene Ontology annotation, biological process: actomyosin structure organization; actin filament organization. The transcript has 7 exons.